This is a messenger RNA of Phragmites australis (common reed), 1266 nucleotides long. Its product is annotated as protein FAR1-RELATED SEQUENCE 7-like. The record is from RefSeq and is a predicted model, not a curated record. NCBI's taxonomy places the organism in Eukaryota, Viridiplantae, Streptophyta, Magnoliopsida, Poales, Poaceae. Bases 1 to 1266 code for a protein of 421 amino acids. The transcript is spliced from 2 exons. Gene Ontology annotation, biological process: regulation of DNA-templated transcription.
AUGGAUCUAAACCAGCUGCCACCUGACUUUGACUAUGAUUUCAUCUCAAGACAUACUGAAGAUGCAAUUAAGAGUAGUCCAAAAAAUUGCACUCAGCCUCCCCCUAUCCAGCAAGACUCCCCAAGCAUUUCUGAUGUUAGACUCUCUUUGGAAGAAACACAUUUACAAGAUGUUCAGCAAGAAAAUGCCGAUAACACACUGGUUGCUGUAGGGGAUAUUGUUGUUUCAGAUAUUACUGGACAAGUUCUGCAUGAAGAGGGUGAGGUGUGGUCUACACCGCAAGUCCCCUAUACUGGUAUGACAUUUGGCAGUGUAGUAGAAACAAGGGGAUACUACAAUGCAUACGCUAAGAGAAUUGGUUUCUCAAUAAGGACAAAUACCUCGCGCAGAUCAGGAAUUACAAAAGUGCUGGAAAAAAUCCAGUUUGUCUGCAACAAAGAAGGGAAAGGGAAGAAAAGCAAAACUGAUGAAAAUACUGAGGAGCCUACAGAUGAUUCAAAUGAAGAUGAUUCUGAACAAGAUGAUGUUGAUCUACCGCAUGAGCGAGCCAUUAAACAGGGGUGCAUUAUGCAGCUAAUGGCUGAGUUCUAUGGCUCCAUUGAACUAGUACCGUACGUAGGCAAAGAUGUCAGUAACUUCCGGUCCACACUUCGUACCACUGAAAAGUACAAAGACAUGCAAGAAACACUAGACUACUUUGAAGAGUUGAAAGUGCAAGAUGACCCUGAUUUCUUCUACCAGUUCAAGUUGGACAAUGAUUAUAAGAUUCAGAACCUAUUCUGGGUGGAUGGUUCAGCAAGGAAGGCGUAUGAGGCAUAUGGUGACUGUGUUUCAUUCGAUACGACAUACAUGACUAAUAUGUAUGACAUGCCCUUUGCCCCCUUCAUUGGAAUAAAUAGACAUGCUCAAUCGUUCCAGCUAGGAUGCGCAUUCCUAAGGGAUGAGAAGACAGAUAGCUUUGUUUGGCUUUUCAAAGCAUUCCUUGAAGCGAUGAAAGGCAAGGCUCCCCUUAAUAUAAUAACAGAUCAGGAUGGGGCUAUGAGGCGGGCAAUUGAGCUUGUCUUCCCUAAUACAAAUCAUCGAAACUGCCGGUGGCACAUAAUGGAUAAAGCUUCUGGAACAAUUAGUCCACACCUUUCAUCUAAUCAAGAAUUGAAGGAUGAGUUUACAGACUGUAUUAACUACAGUGUAACACCUGAAGAAUUUGAGGCGAAAUGGGAUGCUAUGAUUAAUAAGCAUGGCCUGGGGGACAUACAGCAUUUUUAG